Messenger RNA from Carassius gibelio (silver crucian carp), 1390 nucleotides. Its product is annotated as 12-(S)-hydroxy-5,8,10,14-eicosatetraenoic acid receptor-like. NCBI's taxonomy places the organism in Eukaryota, Metazoa, Chordata, Actinopteri, Cypriniformes, Cyprinidae. Gene Ontology annotation, cellular component: membrane. Gene Ontology annotation, biological process: G protein-coupled receptor signaling pathway. The coding region runs from base 94 to 1053 and encodes 319 amino acids. Gene Ontology annotation, molecular function: G protein-coupled receptor activity. The record is from RefSeq and is a predicted model, not a curated record. The transcript has a single exon.
GCAGCGUUUAAAUGCUCUGCUUUGGUAGAACAGACGUUCACAGUUGUGUUGUCUACUUACAUAAGGAAUAAUUUUGGAUCAAAAUUGGGGAAUAUGGACACCUCAAGCUUGGACAACGACACAGACAAAAUCUGUCAGAAAAACAUCGACCAUAACCGAGCGCUGUAUAUUUUCUACUCUUCUGUGGUAGUGCUGGAGUUGAUCUUGGGUCUUCUGCUGAAUGUUACAGUUAUCCAUCUCUUCAUCUUCAAGCUCAAGUUCUGGAAAUCUAAGACCAUUGACAUUUUCUUGUUCAAUCUGGUCCUGGCUGAUAUUUUGUUGCUGAUUGGAUUGCCCGUAAAGGCUUAUAACUUUCAGCAAUGCAGUGAACACAAGGUAGUGUGCAAAGUACAGCUCUUUCUACAGUUUCUCAACCGAGGAGCCAGCAUCGCCUUCCUGACGGUCAUCUCCAUUUAUCGAUAUUAUAGCGUGGUCCAUCCUGGGAAGAGGAGAGUCCUGAGGAUUUUGAGAAUGUCGCCUCAGAUUUCUGUAUUCAUCUGGGUGUUGCUUGGAAUCUUGACCAUUCCAGCCAUGUUGCAAAGUUUUAUCAGAUGCAACAUCAGUGAAAAAGAUGAGGAACUCACCACCAUUGUUCUACUGAGAGAAAUUGUGUUUUUUACUCAGAUUUUCAUACCCUUUUUUGUUCUUGUGUAUUGCUCAAUACGGAUUAUCAGAAGACUCAAACAGAAGUCAGUGGGUGACAAGACUAAGCUCCGGAGAGCGAUGUUCCUCGUCACUUCGGUGGUUUUCGUCUUUGCGGUCUGCUUCUUGCCUUAUGCCAUAACAAGAGCAGUGCAGCUAUAUAAAACUGGGCACGUGUUGCCAGAAGAGAAAGAUACUGUCGUUAAACUGUACGAUGGGCUUAUUUGUCUGUCUUAUCUGAACUGCCUGCUGGAUCCAAUCCUGUACUGUCUGAGCAGCAGUAAAUUUAAGAAGUUAUACAUAUCAAUAUAUCUCCCCUUUCUACUGGAGAAGGUACAACCUGAAAGUGCAGAAGAUACUGGAGAUGACUAAACUAAGUAAAAUUGACAUAAGAAUUAGCCAUAUGCUUUUAAACAAUAGUUUUAGAUGAAGUAGCAAUGUCACACUGAAGCAUGUCAUCUAAUUUUUGAAUUCACCUCCUGUUUACGUGUCUAACCUAUAUUGGACUUUCUGACAGAAGUGAUUUACAUUUGUAAAUGUGAUUAACGAUUUGUAUACUGGAAACUAGAAAUGCAUGAAUUAAUUUCUUUGUCAGGCACAGAGAAUGAAAUGUGCAAGAUUUCAUGUUUUAAUUGCAUCUUAUAAUUUUUGCAUGUAUGAUUUGUUUACUGAUAUGUGAUAUAUGUGAAAUUAAAUUUUAUUUCCUCAC